GUUUGUGUUAGUUUGCUAUGAACUCCGAAGGUGACGCUGAUAACGGUUCAUCAAAAAGGGGUGCGGUGUCGAAUCGCCAUACUGGGAUGGCGUACGUGACCAAAGACAUAGCGACAGCACGAAAAAUGAGUGGCAGUGUGUGUCUAUUUCGCUCAUAACAAGAGAGAUUUUAUUUUGACAGUGAGAUUUGUGAAGAGUUCGCGAGAUGUCCAGUACACCACUCAAGCCUUGAUCUAAACCGAAAAGAGUGCAUCCAACUUCGAGACCGUGUAAGAUCAGAAAUAUCGUAUCUCGGUUUCGGUGUUCAGAUUUUUGCACUGCAUGUGUCACUGUAAAGUGAGUGAAGACGUGAAUCAACUUCAGUGCUUAACACAACUCUACACGAUAUCUCAAUACAUAAUCUGUUUCUUUACGUAAAACGACAAUUUGCAAUAGUGUGAGACCCCUAAUGCAAAACUGAAGUGCGUCGCACCGAUGUGCCUGGUCGCGUCAUACUUUUCGGUGGUGUUCCUUUAAUUAAUUCGCGCGUGUGUGAUGCCCGGGAGUCGUGCCAGUACCGAUCCAGAGCAUAAGUCACCGCGAGAAAGUGGUGAAGAUUCUGAAGAUGAGAGCGAAAUCCUGGAGGAGAGCCCCUGCGGGCGGUGGCUCAAACGCCGGGAAGAGGUUGAGCAACGGGACGUUCCGGGCAUAGAUUGUGCCUAUCUGGCAAUGGAUACCGAGGAGGGUGUGGAAGUUGUCUGGAAUGAGGUGCAAUUUUCCGAGAGAAAAAAUUUUAAAGCUCAAGAAGAAAAAAUACAACAGGUGUUUGAAAAUCUAACGCAGUUAGAACAUCCAAACAUUGUUAAGUUUCAUAGGUAUUGGACGGACACCCACAAUGAUAAGCCACGGGUGAUAUUCAUCACUGAAUAUAUGUCUUCUGGUUCGUUGAAGCAAUUUUUAAAACGAACAAAACGAAACGUUAAAAAGUUACCUCUACAGGCGUGGAAAAGAUGGUGCACGCAAAUUCUUUCUGCAUUAAGUUAUUUGCAUUCCUGUUCUCCACCUAUAAUUCAUGGAAAUUUAACCUGCGACACUAUUUUCAUUCAACACAAUGGACUAGUAAAAAUUGGUUCAGUUGCGCCUGAUGCGAUUCAUCAGCACGUGAAAACUUGUAGAGAAAACAUGAAGAAUAUACAUUUCGUAGCUCCCGAAUAUGGAAGUUCGUUAACACCGGCAAUAGAUAUUUAUUCAUUUGGUAUGUGUGCAUUGGAAAUGGCGGCGUUAGAAAUUCAAGGAAAUGGCGAGAGUGGAACUGUUGUCACUGAGGAAAAUAUUAGGAAAACAAUAGAAUCAUUAGAUGAUGCUCAACAAAAAGACUUCAUUAGUAAAUGUCUUCAAUCGGAUCCACUCAGUAGACCGAGUGCCAGGGAAUUAUUAUUUCACCCUGUCCUAUUCGAAGUCCAUUCGCUCAAAUUACUUUCGGCACAUGCCCUUGUCAAUUCAGCCACGAAUAUUUCGGAAACUAUAACUGACGAAGUUUUGCAAAGGUUAUAUGGACCCGAUACGAUAGUUGCUGAAUUACGAUUUAAGAAUCGGCCUCCUCAAGAGAUUCGAUUCAGUGAUAUACCAGUUGCUGAGAAAUUAGAAAAAUUUGUGGAAGAUGUGAAAUAUGGAAUUUAUCCUUUGACUGCAUUUGUCGCGAAACUUCCGCCUCCCGCUCGUCCGAGAGCAAUUUCGCCUGAAGUUACGGAAUCUGUUAAAUCUGUAACUCCAGAACCUUAUGACGAAGAGGCUCGUAGAGUAGUCAAUAUGAUGUGUAAUGUGAAACCGAAGGAAGACAGUAAUGAAUUAAAUAUGACCAUAUUACUUCGAAUGGACGAUAAAAUGAAUAGACAAUUGACUUGUCCAGUGAGUCAAACGGACACUCCAAUGCUUCUCGCUCAGGAACUUGUACAUUUUGGGUUUAUAAAUGAUGUUGACAGAGACAAAAUAGCGAAUUUAAUUGAGGAAGCAUUAAGAUGUUGUUUCAAUAAACAAAUGAUGACACCAGAAAUAUUGUCAUUGUCAAAUCUUCCUUCACAAACGUUACUGUUACCGGGUCCAGAAUUUCCACGCUUACAAGAUAAUAAUGAUAAUACAACAACAAAUGCCGGCAAUGCAGUGACAACAAGUAGUGAUAGUGUGUCAAGCAUCCCGCCAAAAACCUCAGGACAUUCAGAAUCAAUUAAUAAAAUGAAAAUUUACCAAGACGAAGGAGAACCGCCAACGAUCACUGAAACUGGCAGUUAACCAUCGAGGACAAUUGGUAAUUCAGUUCACUGUGCCACUCUGCACGCCCUUUGUAUAGACUGGCUAUGUAUUUUUAUAUUUAAGUAAAUUUAAAAAAUAGCAAGAGAGAGAGAGAGAGUGUGUGUGAGAAAAAGAAAAAAAAAAAACGUGAGAAAUCGUUUCGACUGAAAGUAUGUAAAAGAAGAGAGAGAGGUGGAGGGGUGCCGUGGCUGUAUUACAUUUAAGCAUGUUUACAUGUGUGUGUUUGCUAUGCAAAUCAGUGUGAAUACAUUGUUUUCAUUUUUCUAAAUCGUCUAAGGGAAAAAAAAUGAACUUCCAAUUUGUGUGAAUGUGCAAAAUCGAAGGGCUUGAAAAAAAAGAAUAACAACGAUUUCGAUUUAAGUUUAAGAUAUCUAAGAAGCCCAAUGAAAAAAUGAAUAAAAUAUGUUAUUUUUAAUUGUUUUUUAAAUGUGCCUCUUUUUUUUCAUAAGUUUCUUUAAUUGAAACUCCCGCCAGUAAUAAUUGAAAGUCCCUCCGUUGUAUCAAUUUUAAGUAUACAUAAUAUUUUAAUCCACUUUCGAGCCCUUUGAUCAAUAUUAUCAGGUUUUCUCUUUGGGUCUUGACAAAUAAUUCAGAAAAAAAUCUCUAGAAUAAAUAAUUUCGAUUUAGAAAAACAAAAAAAAUAAAUAAUAGAAAAUUUAAAUUAUUGAUUUAUUAUUAUUACAAUUAGAGAAUUUUUUCAAUGGAAUAUUUGUUCUCACCUAGAAUUUGUCAAUUCGAACGACAGUAACGCCGCUAAUAAAUGCUUAUGUUUCCUUUAUCGCGAAAUUUAAUCGUGUUUUUGGAAUCUCGCACAAAAAAAAAAUGAAAGAGAAAGAAAUUGUUUCUUGUAAACAAUUUUUUUUUGAAUUUCACAGUGGAAAAAAUAAGACUUUCGUCGAAACGCUAUUUUAAACAAACAAAACAAAAAAAAAAAGCAUUAUUUAUGUAACGUCGACUCCACUGACCAAAGUUUUUAAAUGAAUCAAACCGCAUUAUUGAGAUGAUUGUAUUUAUGUAAACAACGUGAAACUGGAAUUACUUUAUUAUAUUAUAUAUAUAUAUAUAUAUAAAUAUAUAUUUCUGAUCUGAGUGAUUACAGAAAAUUUUAGGAAAUACGUGUUCGUCCGACUAUUUUUGACCAAAUAAUACGUAUAAUAAUUUACGUAUUUUAUUUAAAUUAAAUUAUUUCUAGCGACGAGAGAUAAAAAGAGAAAAAAAAAGUUGUCAGGUGUCAGUAAAUAAAAUGCCAUACAUUGAUUUUAUUUAUAACUUCAUUUUUGUAUCAUAUUCAUUUUUUUUUUUUUUUUUUUAUAAAUAUAAUUUCAUUUCUUUUUGCUGUGAAGAAAUUAAAUUUUUAAUGGCAUAAAAGGAAUUUAUUAGGUUCUUAAAUUAAAGAAUUAUUAAAUAUUUCAAAGAUAUUUAAUUUAUUUUUUAUUAUAAAAUUUUAAAAAAAUUUUAUUAUAUUCAAAGUUUUAUUUUGAAACGAAUCUUUUAAUUAAAAAAAAGUAUUUCAAAGCAAAGGAAUUAACUAAUUUAUUAUUCAAAAAAGGAGAAAAAAAUAUUGUAUUUACGUAAAAACGUACGAAAUUAUCGAUAAUUAGUAGAAAAAAUUUUCUUUUUUACAAAAAGCAUAAUUUAUUACUAUUUUUCGAUUUAAUAAAAUAAUUUUUGAAAAUGGAAUUUAAUAAAUUCCUCUUGUUUUUAUUUUAUAAGAAUUGACGAGAUGUUAAACAAAGAAAUAAAAGUGUAACGAAAUUUUUCACUUAUGCGAAUAAAAAUUUUUGCAACUGUUAUAAAUUUUAACUUUUGAAAUAUAAGCCAAAAGAAAAAUAAAUACGGACGAAUUACGAAUUGAUUUUCUUUUUCUUCUUUUUUUUUUUGUAAUUCUCAAAUUUCAAGCCUCAGAUUGCGAUCAAGAUCCAAUAUCAUAAAAAAAAAGAUCGCUGUGAUGUUAAUAGACAAUGUGGUCGUUGUGUAAUAAUUGCUGGAUUGAAAAAAAAAUACAAGAAACAUGUUUACGUGAUAGCUUCGAAUAUAAGUUCUUGAUUAUUUUACGAGAGCAAAACAAUCAGGAAACUAGAUACAAAACAAAAGAAAGAAAAUUAUAAUUCUAUGCAAAAAAAAUAUAAAAUUUUUGCAAACAAAAAUACAAUUUUUCAAAAUUAAAAAAACAAUUUACAAUGUAAAAAAAAAGAAAAAUGAAAUGAAAACUUGUAGCAUUAUUGACAAAAAAGAAAAAAAAAAUAUCAGGUAAUUUUUGACCUGCGUCUUUUUUUUUCUUAAUUUUUAAUGUGAUUUAAAUAAUAAUCACACGGUGAUUAAGCCUCGGAUGAAAAUUAGCUGAAAUCUUUGUAAAUAAUUUAUAUUUUUAAGAGAGUCUGUUGGACACAGAAAAACUAGUCAUAUAGCUAUAUUCGAGUGCUAAUGAACUAACACAGACCUUGUUAUUUUUUUUGCAUUUAUAACACGUGCUUGGUCAAGAAACUGCUCCAGUUUUCGUACCUUGAUUUAAUAAAAAGAAAAAAAAAGAAAAUAUAAAAAACAAAAAAAAAAAGAAUCACCUACUGUGACGCAUUUUACUAACCUUUACUAAAGGUAAUUAUUACCAACACCAUAAACUUCGAUCUUAAAAUAUGUAAGUAGGUUAUAUAUAAUAAAUAUGUAUAACUUUACAGUAAAUAAAAUUAUAACGAACCAGGUAAAAAAAAAACAAAAAGA
Molecule: messenger RNA, 5007 nt
Organism: Leptopilina boulardi
Lineage: Eukaryota; Metazoa; Arthropoda; Insecta; Hymenoptera; Figitidae
Gene: Madm
Product: nuclear receptor-binding protein homolog
Exons: 10
Coding region: 535-2268 (577 amino acids)
Biological process (GO): protein phosphorylation; endoplasmic reticulum to Golgi vesicle-mediated transport; intracellular signal transduction
Cellular component (GO): cytoplasm; endomembrane system
Molecular function (GO): protein serine/threonine kinase activity; ATP binding
Source: RefSeq, a predicted model, not a curated record